AUGGCCAUCACCAGAAUGAAACUCCGAAACCGCACUAGCCCAUCCACAUUUUGGAUCUUGUUCCUCCAUGUCAUACUUGUCCACUCACUGAGCUUAUUGCAGCCUAAACGUGUCAUUGCAAGUACACUAGGAAACGACACUGAUAGGAUUGCUUUGCUCAAAUUCAAAGAAUCGAUCUCCAACAAGCCGCAUGGAAUGCUGAACAUGUGGAAUGACUCUGUUCACUUCUGUAGCUGGCCUGGAAUCGCUUGCGGCCGCCACCAUCAGAGGAUAAUAGCCCUGAACUUUAGCGGCUACAACUUGCAUGGAACCAUAUCACCGUACGUUGGGAACCUCUCUUUCCUGAGGUCCCUUGACCUCACAGAUAACAGCUUCUUGGGCGAUAUUCCACAGGAAGUUGGUCGUUUGUUCCUACUUACUGGGUUGAUUCCUCAAGAGCUUGGGUCUUUGGUGAAGCUUAGUGUUCUUAGUGUAGAAUUUAACAAUCUUACGGGGGGUAUCCCACCUUCCUUGGGAAACAUUUCAUCACUUAAAAUGUUUUCUGUAGCUGGUAACAAUCUCUUUGGAAGAGUUCCUGAUGAGUUAGGGAGAUGGAAAAGCUUAACUCAUUUCGCAAUAGGGCCUAAUAAUUUCUCGGGUACAAUCCCUCUCCCCAUUUACAAUAUAUCCUCCAUGGUCAGCUUUUCAAUCACCAUUAACCAAUUAAAAGGCUGUCUUCCUACCACAAUUGGCCUUACACUCCCUAAUCUCCAAGAGUUUCGUGUGGGUGGUAACAAGCUCUCUGGAAUAAUCCCUCAAUCAUUUUCUAAUUCUUCCCAGCUUCAAUUGCUUGAAAUAUCUGGAAAUAAUUUUUUUGGCCAAGUUCCGACAAGUUUAGGGGGUCUCCGAGAACUCUGGUGGCUUGGUUUAAGUGGUAAUAGUCUAAGAAGUUAUAACUUGGAUUUUAUUGAAUCUUUAACGAACUGCAGCCAGAUGGAGAUGUUGGACUUAGCUGGGAACAAUUUAAGAGGUGUCUUACCAAAUUCUAUAGCCAAUUUCUCUGCCCUCAAUUAUCUUUAUCUUGGAGGCAAUCAGAUAUCCGGUAAUAUUUCUUCAGGCUUAGAAAAUCUGGCCAAUUUAAUCUAUUUAGGCCUUCAGUUGAAUCUUUUCAACGGUGUCAUUCCUACUUCUAUAGGGAAGCUAAAAAAUUUGCAAGCAUUGUAUUUGCGUGGGAACAUACUAUCAGGAAGAAUCCCUUCAUCCCUAGGAAACCUUACUCAAUUGUCUAAACUUCAUCUAUCAGAUAACAACCUAGAGGGAAGUAUUCCAACAAAAAUUGUAAAUUGUCAUAAUUUGCAAAUGCUUGACAUUUCAAAUAAUAGUCUGAGCGGAGAAAUACCCAAAGAAAAUUUUCUUCUUUCCUCCUUAUCCAUUUAUCUCGACUUAUCACGGAACUUCUUCACGGGUGACCUACCUAUACAAGUGGGUCAGCUAAUGAACAUCAAUGCAAUUGACCUUUCUGAAAACAAUUUGACCGGUAAAAUUCCAGAAACCAUUGCUCAGUGUCAGAUUCUAGAGUCCCUUUACCUACAAGGGAAUUUCUUUCGGGAAUCCUUGCCAUCUGCUUUGGCCUCAUUGAAAGGUGUUAGGUACAUGGAUUUUUCACGUAAUAACUUGACAGGACAAAUUCCAAAAGAUCUACAGAAUCUUCAAUCCCUAUUGUACUUGAAUCUUUCUUUUAACAAUCUAGAGGGAGAAGUGCCAACUGAAGGUGUAUUUGAGAACACAAGUGCCGUGUCUUUAGUCGGAAAUACUAAGCUUUGUGGAGGUGUACCAGAGUUGCAUCUUCAAGAAUGCCCCAGAAAGAAGUCUGAAAAAGGGAAAGGAAUGGCCUCAAACUAA
Molecule: messenger RNA, 1881 nt
Organism: Morus notabilis
Lineage: Eukaryota; Viridiplantae; Streptophyta; Magnoliopsida; Rosales; Moraceae
Product: LRR receptor-like serine/threonine-protein kinase EFR
Exons: 2
Coding region: 1-1881 (626 amino acids)
Molecular function (GO): protein binding
Source: RefSeq, a predicted model, not a curated record